GUCAACAUAGAAGCCGCGGGAACAAAGCGUUUCUUCCUUGUAGCUAGCGCCGUUAACAAAUUAACAAGUUCGUCCUCGUGUGUUAAAACAAAAGUAUGGUCCACAAUGAAUGUAUAUAUGGUUUGUCUUACAUUGCAACGUUUUCCAAACGUCUCUCCUCAUCUUCUCUAUAUAUUUUGCCAAAGUUAAGAAAUAUUAGUCUUCAUCAAACUAUAAUCAUUUUCUCUCAACUUCAUCUUCCAUGAAGAGUGAGAACGUUAACAAACGUGACGACUAUCAACGGGUCUUUAGCUGCUUUGACAAGAGCCACCAAGGGAAGGUAUCCCUUUCUUCCAUCGAAAGAUGCGUCGAAGCUAUUAAGUCUGGCAAACGUGCAGUACCUGACCAAGAUACUACAAAUCCUAAUCCAGAGUCCACUGAUAAAUCGUUGGAGCUAGAGGAAUUCGUGAAGCUGGUGGAACAAGGAGAUGAGGCAGACAAGGAGAAGGACCUCAAGGAAGCUUUCAACUUGUAUGAAGAGAGUAGUGAAGGCAUCACACCAAAAAGUUUGAAGAGGAUGCUUAGUUUGUUGGGUGAGUCCAAAAGUCUCAAGGAUUGCGAGGUUAUGAUUUCACAAUUCGAUCUUAAUAGGGAUGGAAUUAUUAACUUUGAUGAGUUUAGGGUCAUGAUGCAAUAACUUAAUCUAUAUAGUUACAAAUAUCAUUUUAAUCUAUACUACUCUUCUUUACCAAAGGCUUGUAUGAACUCUCUGAAAUUAAGGUACUCUCUCUCUCUCUGUUA
Molecule: messenger RNA, 780 nt
Organism: Arabidopsis lyrata subsp. lyrata
Lineage: Eukaryota; Viridiplantae; Streptophyta; Magnoliopsida; Brassicales; Brassicaceae
Product: probable calcium-binding protein CML40
Exons: 1
Coding region: 242-676 (144 amino acids)
Molecular function (GO): calcium ion binding; enzyme regulator activity
Source: RefSeq, a predicted model, not a curated record